UGAUCAUGUGACUUCUCCUCCAUGUGACUGAUCACAUGACGGUGACAUCAUCGCAUGUCCUGUAAGCACAGGUGGAGGUUUCUCCAAUCCAGGAUCCUCUGCUGAUAUCUUCUAUAUAAGAGAAUUCUCCUGGAUGACCCAUCAACCAUGGAGAGAGACAGGAACAAGAUGGCCGACAGGAUCAUAAACCUCACCCUACAGAUACUCUUCCGGCUUACUGGAGAGGAUUACACAGUAGUGAAGAAGUCCUCUAGUGGGCGCUGUCGGGCCCCUGUGUGUGAAGGAUGGGGAAGAACCCUGAGCCCAAUCCCGGGGCCCCCACCUCACUACCUGAUACAUGAGGAAAUGGAUGAACAGAAGAUCCGAGAACUCAUCAACAAGAUGAUGGAGCUACUGACUGGAGAGGUUCCUAUAAGGUGUCAGGACGUGGCGGUCUAUUUCUCCAUGGAGGAGUGGGAGUAUGUAGAAGGACACAAGGAUCAGUACAAGGAUCAGGUGAUGAUGGAGGAUCAGCAGCCCCUCACAUCACCAGUCAGAUCCAGUAAGAGAACAGCACCAGAGAGGUGUCCCCGUCCUCUUCUUCCCCAGGAUGAUCAGGGAGAAGAUCUGAACAAUAUUAGUGCUCCAGAGACAGAUUUGAGUGGUGAUGAGCAGUAUAAGGAGGAUAUUCCUACAGGGAAAAAUCUUAUCUAUAUUAAUACUACAGACAUAAAGGAAGAAGAAGAAGAAGAAGAAGAGACAGAUGUGAGCGAUGAUGAGCAGUUUAAGGAAGACAUUCCUACAGGGAAAGAUCUGAUCUAUAAUAAUGCUACAGACAUAAAGGAAGAAGAGACAGAUGUGAGCAGUGAUGAGCAGUAUAAGAAGGACAUUCUUACAGGGAAAGAUCUGAUCUAUAAUAAUGCUACAGACAUAAAGGAAGAAGAGACAGAUGUGAGCAGUGAUGAGCAGUAUAUGGAGGACAUUCCUACAGGUAACCGCCCAGAUUCUUGUACCGGGAGAUCAGAGGAGAAUCUUAUAUCUUCAGAUUAUAAAGCAGAUGAUGAUAUCACACAAGAUACAUAUGAAGAACAUUCCAUUAUCCCAGAUACACCCUCAGCCCUUCACAGCCAAGAUCUCUCAUCCUUAUAUACAGGUCCUGUCUUCUCAGUCAUCACAGGAUGUUCAGCAAAAUAAAAGUCACAAAAGGGGUGUUGGACAUAAAAGCACUCAAACAGGAGAUAAACCAUUUCCAUGUGAGGAAUGUGGGAAAUUUUUUACUCGGAAAUCAGUUCUUGUCAAACAUCAAAAUACUCACACAGGGGAGAAG
This is a messenger RNA of Hyla sarda, 1306 nucleotides long. RefSeq names its product oocyte zinc finger protein XlCOF7.1-like. The coding region runs from base 148 to 1173 and encodes 341 amino acids. The transcript has 7 exons. Gene Ontology annotation, biological process: regulation of DNA-templated transcription. NCBI's taxonomy places the organism in Eukaryota, Metazoa, Chordata, Amphibia, Anura, Hylidae. The record is from RefSeq and is a predicted model, not a curated record.